Molecule: messenger RNA, 1227 nt
Organism: Ilyonectria robusta
Lineage: Eukaryota; Fungi; Ascomycota; Sordariomycetes; Hypocreales; Nectriaceae
Exons: 3
Coding region: 177-839 (220 amino acids)
Source: RefSeq, a predicted model, not a curated record
GUCCCUCCUUGUUGACCUCACCUCACAAAGCAAAUCUGUAGCAAGCUGGUCGCAAAAGUGAUACCGUGUGUUCUCUUCGUCACUCGUUAGACCGACAUCGUUGAGCAGGCCUCACUUCUCGUCUUUCACUUCGACCCCCCUUUUCUUCUAGUUAAUUUUUCCACCGUCAUUUAAUCAUGCAGACUUGGUUGAUACUUCUCCUAGCUGCUGUGGCUACGGCUAUACCGCAGCCGUUGGUUCUCCUCCCACCAACUGCACCUGGCAGCCCGCCCUUCAGAAUCAGAAGGAGUCUUCCUGUCCUCAACAAGAGAGCGAAUAAACUGAUAACAGUCAUCGUCGGCGGCACGCAAGACACGUUCGUUCCGAAUUCGGUCCAGGCAGCUGUCGGUGAUGUUAUUCAGUUUCAAUUUAGCUCGGGUAACCACACCGUUACCCAGAGUAGUGCAGACGCACCAUGCACGCCACUGCAAUUAUCGGACCCUGCCGCGAUCCAUAGCGGUCAUGUUCCGUAUGAGGCGGGCCAGACAACUGUUGGCACCUUCAAUAUGCCUGUGACGAGUACAGACCCGACGUUCUUCUACUGCGCUACUGGGCCGCAUUGCCAAAACGGCCAAAUCAUGGUUCUCAAUCCCUCAAGCGAUGAGCAGAUUCUGACCUAUUCGAAGCUGUCUACGGCUGCGGCUCUGAACGUGGAUGGCGGUGCUGUGUCUGGGGGCACAGUAGGCGAAAUCGCUUUGGAAGCCGCCGCGUUCGAUCCUCCUGUAGCAGAGGCGGCGCCUCCUGGUGAGGCGCCUCCAGAUGCUCCAGCAGAGACUCCAGCAGAGGCUCCUGCAGCGUAAUUUAGGAGGACGUCGCGGCAAACAAAACAACUUAUUCGGGAGCUCAACCAGCUAGAUCACCGCGCAAAGCACGGUCUGCAAAUGAUUGUUUUCAAGACUUAGAUAUUCGGGAAUAGAGGAAAGACCGACUGAGAAAUUCCGAAGGUAUCAAGAGGGAGGAGGAUAUGUGUACAGAGUGUCACUUCUUUCUUCUUGCGUCGUAGGGUAGUAUCUAGCUUCGUGGUUGCAAUUGAGAAUGGACAAUCGGAUGCGUUGACUUUCGCUAGUGAAGCUGCAAUCUCUCGUGGACGGUGAAUAUGUGUCCAAACCCCAGACCAAUUGAGCGAUACUUCGUCUGGUAUACGAAAAGCGAGGUAGCCGAUGCCGAGAUGAUCCAGCUGGCCACCAC